UAGAGACACAGACAUUUCAUAUUUUACUGAGACUUUUAUAGGUUAAAGAUGCUUCAGUCUUCUUCUGAGCGAGUGGAGAUGGUGGUGGAGAUCUAUGAAAGUGCAGAUGGUGUUAGAGGUCAUGACCCUGAUACAGAGAAGGAAAGUGCUGGUGCAGAGAGACGUCUAGAAGCACAACGUACAGGAGGCGACACUGCAUGGAGCAGGUGUUACAGACUGACUGUAGUGUGUGUGGUGCUGCUGUGUGUUCUCCUGCUGACUGCCGUCACACUGCUGUGGAUCAAAUACAACAACCUGUAUACAGAGAGAGACCAGUUACAGACCCAGUACAAUAACACCCUGCCUAUAGAAAGAGACCAGUUACAGACCAGUUACAACACCCUGACUAAAGAGAGAGACCAGUUACAGACCAGAUACAACACCCUGACUAAUGAGAAAAACCAGUUACAGACCAGUUACAACACCCUGACUAAUGAGAAAAACCAGUUACAGACCAGAUACAACACCCUGACUAAUGAGAAAAACCAGUUACAGACCAGUUACGACACCCUGACUAAUGAGAGAGACCAGUUACUGAGGGAGAGAGAUGGACACCUGAGGACAUUUUGUGAUUUGUAUAACUGGACAAGUUUUAACUCCAGUGUUUACUUCAUGUCUACUGAGAAGAAGAAGAGCUGGACUGAGAGCAGACAGGACUGCAGGGAAAAAGGAGCAGACCUGCUGAUCAUAAACAGCACAGAGGAACAGGAGUUCAUCAGUAAACAGCUGGACGGCUCUGUGUAUUGGAUUGGUCUGAGUGACAGAGAUACAGAGGGAGAGUGGAAAUGGGUGGACGGUAAACCACUGACCACUGAGUAA
Clarias gariepinus (North African catfish) is the source of this 858-nucleotide messenger RNA. Its product is annotated as C-type lectin domain family 4 member M-like. The record is from RefSeq and is a predicted model, not a curated record. Bases 49 to 858 code for a protein of 269 amino acids. Lineage: Eukaryota; Metazoa; Chordata; Actinopteri; Siluriformes; Clariidae. The transcript is spliced from 4 exons.